AUGAGUUCGACACCCAGAGUUAGAUUCCAGCGACUUCAAGUGCUUGGUAGAAGAGCAGUUGAAGAGGUACUCAAAACAUCAUUUUCCGAAGAGCAAGUCAAACAAUGCUAUCCCAAUAUCGUUGAGUCAGAGGCAGGUGCAGCGAAAUUGGAAACUGGGAUAACGCGGCUUCAGGAAUAUCUUCAUGAUAGCACUGUAACAGAAUUCAAUCACAUAUAUGAUGAAAACUCUUUACCACAGAAGUUGGAUGAGUUAGACGAACUUAUACACCUGGCCCAAGAGAGGGAACGAAAAGGUGGACACGUGAAUGAAGAGAAACAAGUAGAGAUUGAAAAAUUGCCAGCGGAUGAUAUCAUGAGUUCAAUGGUGCUCAGUGAGAAGAAGGAUGUCUUGGGAAAGUUGAGACUAAUUUAUGAACAGUUGUGCAAUGAUAAUGACGAAAUGCUACGAUCCUUGGAUGAGAAAUCAAAAGAAAAUGAAACUUUUGCUGGUAAGAUUUUCGAAAUUUGGGAACCUAUACUACGCCAGCAAGAUGUGAUACAAAGGGGUUCAAUACAAAAUGACAAGUCUUUAUACAUGUCCACCAAAUAA
This is a messenger RNA of Lodderomyces orthopsilosis Co 90-125, 591 nucleotides long. RefSeq names its product MIND complex subunit. The transcript has a single exon. NCBI's taxonomy places the organism in Eukaryota, Fungi, Ascomycota, Pichiomycetes, Serinales, Debaryomycetaceae. Bases 1 to 591 code for a protein of 196 amino acids. The record is from RefSeq and is a predicted model, not a curated record. Gene Ontology annotation, cellular component: MIS12/MIND type complex. Gene Ontology annotation, biological process: chromosome segregation.